Anopheles marshallii is the source of this 495-nucleotide messenger RNA. It is a transcript of the gene mRpS10, whose product is annotated as 28S ribosomal protein S10, mitochondrial. The transcript is spliced from 3 exons. Lineage: Eukaryota; Metazoa; Arthropoda; Insecta; Diptera; Culicidae. The coding region runs from base 1 to 495 and encodes 164 amino acids. Gene Ontology annotation, cellular component: mitochondrial small ribosomal subunit; mitochondrion. The record is from RefSeq and is a predicted model, not a curated record.
AUGCUGAAGUGGUUCAAUCUAGCUCGCACCGUUAUACCCGUUGUGCCGCGACCAAUCCACCCCGUACGAUGGUAUUCAGAUGUGGUAGCAUCAACCACCAAUGCCAUCGAACAACCGGGCUCCAUUGGAGUGCCGGAUAAAUUGUACAGCCGCGUAGAACUACAGAUGAAAGGAAUCGAUCCGGAAGUGAUGAAAAGCUAUGCUAUGUACGCUAAAACGGCCGCAGAACAUUUGAACAUAGAAGUUGGCAAACACUGGAUAAUGCGCAAAGCGGCGAAAGAUCGUUUGACGCUUUUGAAAUCGGUGCACAUCUACAAGAAACAUCGAGUGCAGUACGAGGUGCGAAAUUACUACCGAUUUAUGCACUUCCACAAGCUUACCGGGUCCACGCUCGACACGUUCCUGGAGUACAUUGAGCGCAACCUGCCGGAGGGAAUUGCUUUGAAGGUGACGAAAGUGGAGUUACAGCAACUGCCGGAACAUUUACGAAAGUAA